Molecule: messenger RNA, 1115 nt
Organism: Caenorhabditis elegans
Lineage: Eukaryota; Metazoa; Nematoda; Chromadorea; Rhabditida; Rhabditidae
Gene: cdk-7
Product: Cyclin-dependent kinase 7
Exons: 8
Coding region: 7-999 (330 amino acids)
Biological process (GO): regulation of transcription by RNA polymerase II
Cellular component (GO): transcription factor TFIIK complex; transcription factor TFIIH holo complex
Molecular function (GO): cyclin-dependent protein serine/threonine kinase activity; ATP binding; protein serine kinase activity
Source: RefSeq, marked reviewed
CCCAAAAUGAGUAGACGUUACGAUACAAUAAAGCAUCUUGGAGAAGGACAAUUCGCCAACGUUUAUCUCGCACAAGACCUCGAAUCGGGCGAAUGUGUGGCUAUUAAAAAAAUCAAACUAGGAUCGAGAGAAGAAGCAAAAGAUGGAAUCAAUCGAACGGCGAUUCGAGAGAUUAAACUUUUGAAGGAAAUUCAUCAUGACAAUAUUAUCGGGUUACGAGAUGUGAUUGGACAUCGAACAAGUAUUCAACUGGUUUUCGACUUUAUGGAUACAGAUCUCGAACAUGUGAUUAAGGAUAAAGAAAUUAUUCUAAUGCCAGCACAUAUCAAAAAUAUUACGAUGCAAAUGCUUCUGGGACUCGAAUUUCUACACGUUCACUGGAUUCUUCACAGAGAUCUGAAGCCAAAUAACCUGCUGAUGAACAAAAUGGGACGCGUGAAGCUCACCGAUUUCGGUUUGGCUCGAUUCUUCGGAUCUCCAAACAGAAAUUACACUCAUCAGGUUGUGACAAGAUGGUAUCGAGCCCCUGAGUUGCUCUUUGGAGCACGUUCCUAUGGAGUUGGAAUUGAUAUUUGGUCGGUUGGAUGUAUCAUUGCCGAAUUGUUGUUGAGAAAUCCAAUAUUCCCUGGUGAAAGUGACAUUGAUCAACUCGUGAAAAUCUUCAAUAUUCUCGGAUGUCCAACACCAGAAACAUGGCCAAAUAUGACUGAAAUGAACAGUUAUGUCAUUAUUAAACCACAGACGGAGUAUAUGGCUCUAAAUUACUAUUUCUCGGCUGCUCCGCAAGAUUUGCUCGAUUUGAUGGCGGGAAUGUGGACAUUUGACCCAAUAAAACGUCUGACUUGUACUCAAUCUCUUCAAAUGGAAUAUUUCCGAACUCAACCAUUCUGCUGCCUUGACGAAGAGCUUCCACUUCCGAAAAAACAACAGCCACAGAAGAGAUCUCGACGGCUUGACGACGAUGGAACUCGCCCCGUUCGACGAUUGAAUUUUGAUUAACAAAAUUCCAUAUUUUACCCUCUAUUUUAUCGAUUUUUUGUAAUUUAUACUACUUUUUUGUAUUAAAUCAAAUCGGGAUCUCCAAAACGUUGUAGAAUAUGAAAAUUGCAAGAUUU